UAAAACCUGACUCUAGCGCUACGUAUUCCGCCCCUGCGCAUAAGCUUUCUUCUUUCUCAAUUGUGCCUUGAAUCAAAGUCCUCAAACUUAUUUAAAAGAAGAGCUUACCGAAAGACGUUAUCAAGGUGCCACACUUAUCUGAAUAUUAUGAAUUCAGCUGUUGAGAGGUAAGUUCACUACCACCUGUACAUGUUUGUUCAACCAAAUAAAAGAAAGAAGUCUGGUUAAUUUUUAAUAGAUGCUAUUAUGUGAACCUGGUGAAUUAUUUGUUGAGUUAUUUUAUUUGGUGUAUUAAGUUAUGUUUAUUAUCUGGCAUAGUCAAGAUUUUGUCAGUACUUUUAUUUUCAGAUUUAAUGAUAUUUUUAGGCAAAUGUCACCAUAAAAAGGAACUAAUAUUUAAAGUGAAAGAUAAGGUGAUAUGUACUCGGGAACAAGUUCCCUCAGAUUAGCAGUUUUCAGUUUCAGAUAGUCCGAUAUGUUUAGUGGGUCGCUCCCCUGGGCUGUCGGAUUGGCGCCUUUGAGUACAUAUCACGGGCCCACAGAGUAAAAUUAGCCACAAAGAGUUAUACAGAAAGUUUAAUGAGAUCUCUUUCAGAAAUUUUACAGAAAGUUGUUUUUGAGAUCACUUUCAGAAAGUGUUACAGAAAGACGUUUUUGAGAUCUCUUUUAGAAAGUUUUACACAGAUGUUUUGAGAAGAAAUUUUGAGAUCUCUCCAGCAGUUUUGAGAAAUUAUUUUAGAAAAUAUUUUCCUUUUGAGAUCUCACUCAGAAUGUAUUUGAGAAGUUAUGUGUUAGUUAUUUGUUCAGUGCAUGCUUAUAGCCUAAAUUUAUCUAUUGAUAAAUUGGCAUAGACUUCUAGAUAUUUUUGUGGAUCCAUAGUGACUUACUAAGCGUAAAGCUUAUCAGUUUUCUUUCUUCGCAUGUACAGAUACUAAGGGUAAGGCCAAGGCCUAGGAAGAUGAUGAGGGUGUGGAACGCGUGCCAAGAUGAGUUAACGGGAACGACCUUGGCGACUUUUAGUUAGAUAUUAUUUUGUUUCAGUAUUUUAAUGUUAUAAUAAAGAGAUUAUUAUUAUUUAUUUUAUUUGAGGAUUUAACGUUUGAAUAAAUUCCUGGAUCCAGGUGGUUAUCACAUUUGCUGGUGAUAACUAGAUUUUAUUGAGUUUUUAUUUGGAACUAUAUUUUAGUUAUAUUUGAGAUUUUAUCAGGGUUAUUUUCUUAAAUAGAUGACCAUUAUAUUGCAGUUAUUUUUAAAAGUAGUAAGUUAGUGUAACGUUUCCUUUAACCAUGAGAGGGGCGUUACAAGUUUGGUAUCAGAGCCCAGGUUGUCUCGUAACUUCAUUUGUCACCGUACAUGUGCUCGUCAUCUUCCAAGUAAGUACUUAUUUAUGUUAAAAGUUAUUUAUGUGAAAAUAAAUUUGCAGUGUUGUUGGCAUUAGUUAGAUAGAAAAGUCAAGUAAGAGUAAGAGUAAUAUGUACUGAACUCGUAAAAGCUUUGUGGUGGUACAAGUUAUUUAGAUUAAAUUUAUUCGAGUGCCUAUAUUCUUGAGUUAGGUCUUCUACUUCAUUUAGGAAGUACUUAGGGAUGUUAUAUAAAAACACCAUCGUUCAAGUCAUACACCUUCAUAAUUAAGUAUCUGCAGCCUUCCAUUUUUUUAGCCUUUGUUGAUCUUUCAUAGCAAAUAUUCCUCAUACAUAGAGAUUGCUCAUGAUUAAAAUCCGAGUUAAGUUGAAAAAUAAAAAUAAAAAGUGUCAUAUAGUCUUGAUCUUCUCAUGAUUGAGUAAAUGAAUUAUGUCACAAGCAGUGCUAUUCCAGCUGUCCUUUUAUAUAGCUUGUAGUUUAUUCAUUGCCUAAGAUUUGUUAGUUAUAUUUUGAAAUUAAGAAGAAUAAUAAAGAGUUUGUCUGAUAUUUUUAAAGCAUCACAUGUAAUUGAGUUUACAUGGGAUUACGAAUUUCCGUAAGCAUACAAAAUCAGUUUGUUAUGUAUUUUUAUUUAUUAUUAAAAUCAUAAAAUAAAAUAAAUAAAUAAAACGUCGUGCCGCGACGUUAACUAAGGCGCUUCUUGGGAGGCAACCCAAGCUAAGGUACACAAUUUUUAUUUUUUUUUCUUUUCAUUUUCAGUUUGAAUGUCAACUUUGAGAGAAUGAGGGACAAUUCUCCAAAGAAAAAGAGAGAAAAAGCAUGUUUUAAAAGUUUGGGGAAACCUCCGAUCGGGCAUAAUCACUUACUCGACCGGAUCCCAAUGAAAAAAAUGGACAAAAUCAAAACCCAGGGUAAUAUACCCGAUCGGGUAACACCUACACCCGGUCGGGUAUAUGCGAAAAUAACAGAGGUCAGGAUCGAGUACUCUAUACCCGAUCGGGCAUAUUUCUUGGCUCGAUCGGGUAUAUUUUGGCGAAAUCCUACGGCACAACAAACCCGACCGAGUACACCCCAUACUCGAUCGAGUACACGACCCCUGGAGCGUUUUUGAAAAAAAAAAUGAGGUUAUACCCGGUCGGGUAUAUUAAAAUGAUUUUCUGGGAAUUUCUACGGCGCAAAUCACCCGAUCGGGUAUCAUCCCUUACCCGGUCGGGUACACAAGUUUUAAACCCAAUCCGGACGCCCAAAAUCAGUCAUUUUCCCCAAAUUCCUCCUCAAAUUCAAACCUUCUCUCUAAAAACCCCUCCAUUCCCAAACCUUAUUUCUUCAAUUACACCCUCAUUACUCACCCAAAUCCACCCAAACCACCACCAAAAUACUCCCCUUACUCUCCUCUACAAUCGAACACUCAAAAUCUUCAUCUCCCCACAUAUUUACACAAAGUUCAGGUCAAAUCAAGGGAACAAUUCAAGGCUACGAGGAUGUCUGUUUCAGCCCGGGGAUGACGGAGACGAGCACUAGGGACAGUGCUUCGAUCUAAGUGAGGGGGAGUCACUCAUUGAUACGUACUUAAGUUUGAUACCUUGUAACUGGCAUUAUUUUCUUCACACAAAAAAAAACAAAAACAAAAAAAAAAGUAAGAAAAAAGAAAACAAAAAAAGAAAAAAAAGAAAUGCUAGUUAGGUUGAAAACCCAAAAAUUGGCAAUCUAAGCCAAAAGGGCUUAUAAAAAUGAGUGAGUGGAAAAGAUGAAAAAAUAAAAAGAGUUGCUAGGAUGAAAACCUGAAAAGGCUCCUAGGCAAAAUGAGAGAUAUGAGAUAUAUAUUUGUAUUUACAGGACAUCAUUUAAUCUCUUGAACAUGAAAAGAGGAGAAGAAAGGAGAUGAGCAUAGAAGGCCAUGAAACCCAAGAAGAUAUUGUUCUUUAAGCUAAACACUCAAUGUAAAACUCAAGUUUUAUCCUUGGUGGUCUUUUGAUUCUUCUUGUUGAUUGUUGAACUCUUGAGGACUUGGAACUAUUAAACAUUUGACUUUACUCGAGGACGAGUAAAGAAGCUAAGUGUGGGGGAGUUGAUAUUCAUGUAAUUUCUGAUUGUAUGUUUGUAUUUUUAACUAGUUUUUAUUAGUUCUAGUUGUGGAAAUUACACACUUUUGGUGUAAUACUUUAUUUUCAUUUUUAUUUGUAAUUUAGUUAGAUUAGGAUUUUUCUGAGCUAAACAGGCCAAAGAUCAUAUAAGGGAUCAAGAUUGGACCUUAAAAGAUCAAGGAAAGUGCAAGGAGACAAGAAAGAUUUCGAUUUGGAAAAAAUACUCAUGUACCCGGUCGGGUAUUGCCUAUACCCGAUCGGGUAAUUGCUUGAUUCAACUGUCCACAUCAAAUCCGAAGACAAAUGAUCGUGGGAGCAAAUUUUCAUAAAGAUUUGUCGCAUACCCGAUCGGGUAUAUACCCUUACCCGAUCGGGUAUGCCCAGAAAAAUCACUUUCUGGGCAUUUUCCUGAGAUACCCGGUCGGGUAUCCUAUAUACCCGGUCGGGUAUCAGACCCUGCAGCUCCCAAAAGCCUAUAAAUACACCCCUUUCCUUCCCAAUAAAAUCACCAAUUCACAUAUACUCUUUAGCUCAGUUUAGAUUAGUGUUUUCUUUAUAUUUUCUAUCAUGUUUAGUCUCCAAAUGAGGAGCUAAACUCUUCCAUCUUGGUUUUGCUCCUUUGAAGCUUAAUGAAUUUGUAAGUUGUGAGUUAUUAUCUUUAAUCUUCUUCCUUGAAUAUUAAUUCUUCCUUUAAAUACUAUUUCUAUAUCAAUGUUGGGGAGUGUUACUAAAAUGAUAAUUAGUUAACAUCUUGACAUUAGUUAAAAUAAUAGUUAUUUCUUCCUCUACGUUAAUAUCGGGGAGUGUUACUAAGAUGACAAUUAGAUAACAUCUUGAUAUUAACUAUAGUAGGAUUCAUCUUCUUUAAUAUUCUUUCUUGAGUAUUAAUUAAUUCCUAUUCAUAUUUCAUAUUAAUAUUUUGAACAUUACUUAAAGGAUCAACUAGUUUUGUUUCAUAUAUUAAUUAAUACUAGAAUCGGUCGAUUAAUACGCUUGUUAUUAAUUCGGUCCUUUCACGGUAGUAAACUUGGAUUAUUAAUGCAUGCAUCUCAUGAUUAAUAAUCUAAGGGUAAUUAAUUACAUUGAUUAACCAAUAAACCGCUUGUGUUGAGGUUAUCAAUCUCAAUCGUUUUCAUCUUAAGUUUAUUGCUACUAUCAAGUUAAUAUACGGCGCUUGUUCUAUAUUGACUCGAUAGUAAGUUUUAUUAAUGAACGCAUCUCGUUAUUAAUAACUACCCUCGAUGAACUGGAUAUACUCCUCGAUUGAGUAUUCGAGAGGAAGAUAGUUAAAGAUAUAACCGGGAUCGACGAACAUUUCAUUAAGUGGAUUAAAGCAAAACCAAGUCUUCUUCUCAUUAAUUAACCCACAUAACUCGUUCAUCUUUGUGUUUUAAUAUUCUAAAAAGUUCUUCAACAACAAAUCUAAAACCCCCCCUUAUUACUAGUUAUAAAAAGAGAAGUAUUCUUUUCCCUGCGGAUACGAACCUUACUUCAUUAUACUACGUAUAAUUGUUGUAUUGAAUAUUAUUUUGAGUGCACACCACGACAAAGUGCACGUCAGGUGUCUAUUUGGACAAAGACCAAAGGGUCAAAUAGGCCCUUGAACUAAUAUACUUAUAGCAGCCUUUUGGAAUGUCUAGCCCCAACCACUGCCAUAGCCGCCGGCUACUGGCCACCGGCGACAACCUCCAGCCACCGCCCAUCGUUGCCGACUUCAGGCCUUCGAGCUGAUCCACUGUCGAUUUGCCCCAUGCCAUUGUCCGCUAUAAGCCGACACAAAUUUCCAGAAUAGAUAUUGCCGCCACCAACGUACUCUCCCAGUUAUUCAAGGGAGCUGGGGGGACAAUCAUUUAAUUAUAUUAGAUUGUGGGUAUUAAGGGCACGAAAUUAUUGUGCAAUCCUAUUUAAAAAAGAUUUAGAUGUUACUUCCAUUUGUACAAUUAUGUUUACAUUUAAUCCCAUUAAGGAUAAUUACACUCAAUAGAUUCCUAAAGUGGAUGAGAAGAGAAUUUAUGUUGCCGAAUGAUAAGCCUGUAUUUUGACUCAAGUUAUGUUUACCGGGCGUUGGUUCAAGUUUUGUGCUGUUUAGAGUCAAAAUCAGGAAAUUAGAUUCCCGCAUCGGCGCUUGAGAAGCAAUCGAGACGAGUUGAGAAGCAUUUGAGAGUGAAAUGAGAGAUUUGGAGGUCACCGGGAAGUUCACGAUAAAGAUUUGAUGACAAUGGAGAUCUAGGAUUGGUUAUGGGAUCAAAAGAAGACAAAUAGAGCUUAAAAGGGGCGAUCAGGAUGACCUUCGGUCAAUCGUUCAAACAUAUCUCUUUGUAGAAACAUCCAAAGAACACGAUUCAAGUUUCAUAUGAAAGCUAACUUCAAGGGAUAGAAAUCAUAUGCAGACAUUAUCCUGAUAAUAUGAGAGGAGAAAGGUGAAAAUGGACAUUGGAGUCAAAUGAUCGCUAUUCAGAUUUUAGAAUGCAACCUUCCACCAUUUUAUUCAUAUCAUUCGAUUAGAUGAUUCAAAUCCAAUUCUGCAAGUUAUGGUGGAUAGAGGACUUCACUAUCAACAACUUUUCUGAAGGAAGUUUUGUCAAAAUUGGACGAGAAAAGGUCAGGCACGGUCGUGCUUAGCAGAUAGGCACGCCGUGCAUGAAGAAGAAACAGGUACCACGCCACUGUCGUCCACGCUCAGCCGAGCGUACGUGCAGGUCCGCUUGGCGAGCGUGGCCCCAAAACGGGAAAAUAGGCUCUGGACGCUCAGCGUGGGCACCGAGUGUGCUCCCCAGAAGACCCGAUUUCGCUCGAAUUUGUCCGUUUUCUAUAAAUAAGGCAUCCAUACUCCUAUUUUGGGUUUACGAAAAUUACGGAGAGGCCUAGGGACGAAUUAACUUGCGUUUUUACGUCGUUUUCUUCAAGAACCCUGUGAUUAUUUGAAAGUUCAUUCUUUUUAAUUAAUGACAAUUAUUUCUAUUCAUCCAUAUUCUGUUGAUUAUUCAAUUAUGAGUUGUGAGUGGUUUAAUUAGAGAUUUGGGAUUGAUGAAGGGGUUAAUCAUGAUGUAUGGCUAGGUUCUUGUCAGACUAAUUGCAUGAAUGGUUUAAUUGUGUUUAAUUUGUGUUUGAUUAAUUUAACUGAGAUCUCUUGUAACCUAGAACGCACGCUAGAAUUACAAUUGCAUGUAGAAUAAAUUAAGAGAGAUCUAGUUUAUUCUAGGACACAUUCACACACACUUAGUCAUUCGCUAAGAGAUUAGUAGGGAUUAAGGGGUAGUAAGCUCGCUCGUCUUGGCAAUAAUUUAGGAUCCUAUCGCAUGAGAGAUCAACCUAGUCCCCUAAAUUAUUGUACAUACUCUACCCCGCGAGAGCGGUAAGAACUUAGUAAUGAUUAGCUAGGCUCAAUUAAACCAAUUUUAUGUGAUUAAGCCUGAUCUGCCAGAAAUCUGGUUAUCUCAGAAUCAAUCCCUUUCCGUUCGUCGUUAAUUGAGAAGAACCCAAUCUUUUAUUUAAUCGCUUCUUAGCAUUAAUUUAAUUUUAAUUCAACCAACCAACCUCGCACUUCACAUUUAUUUUAUUUCUUUUUAAUCGCUGAAUUUAGUUCAUUCUUAUUUCUAUUUUAUCCGUCCCUGUGGAGAUGAUACUCAUACUUCAACCACUAUUCUACAAUCUUUUAAAGUGCGAGAAAACUCACAUCAUGGAAGUACACUGAUUGUUAGCGGAUGUGCAUUAAUGUCGUACAACAACUCGCUAAUUAAAUGAACUAUUUUUAAUUAUAUAUUGCACAAAAGUAGUGAAAUUGCACAUAUUUUAAAUAAGGGUAUUUUCGUUAUUCAACUUUUUAAUGUGACGAGAUAAUUUUAUACUUUCAAUAAUCAUAUGAAUGUCUAAAACAAAGGUAGUCAUAUUUAAGGAAGUUAAAUAUUUUUAUUUAUAUCCCUGAAAUUUUCCCUUAACAACUAUAUUUAUAUUUAUAAUAUUUAUAAUCAAUUUAUGUACUCCCUCUUCAUUGCAUUUUUCAUUUUGGAUUGUCCAAAAUAGGUCACAUAUUUCCUUUUUUAGAAAGAAGUAUAUGUGGUCUAAAUCAUUUCAUUUUAAUAUAUAUAAAUCUACACUAUAAUUUUUUCUUUUUUAACCACUUUAUUACGUAGUUCGAUAAUAAUAACUAGGGCAAAACAAAACAUGACACAUAAAAUGAGACGGAGGUAGUAGUAUAUUGAAAAAUGACAUUGCACAUUUUACUAAUAGAGUAAUAUAUAUAUUUGCAAAGUCUCAUUACAUGUUUUGUAGGUUUGUAAGAUUUCUCUUAUCUUGGCAUUGAUUCCAUGUAUCAAUGAUGUUCAAGUAGAUUACUGUAAUAUCAUAAUCUCCAUAUGCCAUUUUAUCAUUCUCAUGAUACACCCAAUACCAAAAGCAUUCUUUUCCCUGAUUUCUAACCUCAGGGCAACAAUCGGGAAAAGGAUAUGUUGUUGGAGGAACACGCCCAUCAUUUCCAUCAUUUUGAAUAUAUUGCAUUAUAAGCUUCCAACACUCAUCAUUUGGUUCCGGUUUGGAGCAUUGAAGAGUAAGAUCACAUAAUGAGAGCCUUGCUUUUCCAAAUGCUAACAAUAAAACGAAAGAGAUGAUGUAGAUUCGCAUUUUUAUUUCUCUUGGCCUACCAAGGACAAUAAAUCGAUACAAUAAAGUUUCUCCGUGG
Messenger RNA from Cuscuta epithymum, 8124 nucleotides. Lineage: Eukaryota; Viridiplantae; Streptophyta; Magnoliopsida; Solanales; Convolvulaceae. The record is from the annotation of a GenBank genome assembly.